Messenger RNA from Oryzias melastigma (Indian medaka), 5594 nucleotides. It is a transcript of the gene cpeb3, whose product is annotated as cytoplasmic polyadenylation element binding protein 3. NCBI's taxonomy places the organism in Eukaryota, Metazoa, Chordata, Actinopteri, Beloniformes, Adrianichthyidae. Bases 219 to 2180 code for a protein of 653 amino acids. The transcript is spliced from 11 exons. Gene Ontology annotation, cellular component: cytoplasm; neuron projection; nucleus. The record is from RefSeq and is a predicted model, not a curated record. Gene Ontology annotation, molecular function: translation factor activity, RNA binding; mRNA 3'-UTR binding; ribosome binding. Gene Ontology annotation, biological process: negative regulation of cytoplasmic translation.
ACGGAACAAAGUGUCCGCCUGGAGGUGGAAAAGUCCAGUGGUCGACUGUGUCAAGGCAAAAGCGCCUUUUCACCUUGUGGAAGGACAGCUGUAUUUACUGACGUAUGUAAAUGAAUGCAGGGGAGGCGCUUGGGCAGAAGAGAAUCCGUUUCACAUUGCAGCUCCGGAGUUCCUGAGUGGAAGGAAAACGAGACGUGGCGAAAUUUGCUCCUCAAACCAUGCAGGAUGACUUGCUGAUGGACAAACACAAAGGCCAGCCUCAGUACCAGCAGGACCCAACGCCAGCAGAACAUCCUCCAUCCACGCCGACUCCCUCAUCGGAGCCCUGCUCGUCUUCCUCCGACUCAGACAGCCCGUCCAGCGGCAGCAGCCAGGCGGCUCCGGCGCACAGCGGCACGGACAAAGCGCCGAUGGAGUCCCCGAUCCUGCCCGGCCUGAGCUUCCCCCACCAGCCUCACGACGCCGGCAGCCCCCUGUCCGCUCCCCCCUCCACGUUUGGAAGCACUUGGUCCACGGGGACCACGAACACUGUGGAUGACAGCUUCUUUCAAGGAAUACCCUCCGUGAACGGGACGAUGCUCUUCCAGAACUUCCCCCACCCCGUCAACCCGGUCUUCGGGGGCAAUUUCUCCGCGCAAAUCGGGCUGUCCCCUCAGUCCCAACAGCAGCCGCCGUCCCAGCAGAGGAGGUCCCCUGUCAGCCCCAGCCAUGGCCCUUUCCCCCAGAGAAACGUUUAUCAGACCAUCAUCAACCACAGCAGGGGCUCCCCCGCGUCCUCCCCGACCUCCGCGUGGAAUAAUCACCAAAACGCCGCUUGGAGCACAGCCUCCAACCCCUGGAGCGCGCUGCAGGCAGGCCGGGACCCGCGGAGGGCGGUGGGUGUCGGGGUGCCCUCACCCCUCAACCCGAUUUCUCCCAUGAAAAAGCCUUAUUCUAGCAAUGUUAUUGCACCCCCCAAGUUUCCGAGACCUAACCCCCUGGGGCCCAAGCCCUGGAUGGAGGACAACGCCUUCAGGCCUGACAACAAUGUGCUGCCUUUCCAGGACCGGAACCGGCCCUUUGAUGCUUUUGGCUUGCAUUCUUUGGAGAGUUCCAUAAUGGAAAUGAUAAGGACUGACCAUGACAAAGGUAAACUACACCCAGCUGGUGGCCCACCAAUGACUAUCGCUGAUAUUAUAUGGAGGAAUCACUUUGCAGGACGAAUAGGACUCAACAUCCAUCACCCUGGAUCUGACCACGUUGUUCCACUUCAUACCCGGAGCUAUGGCCGCAGAAGAGGUCGCUCUUGCCUGUUUCCCUUUGAAGAUGGUUUCCUCAGCGACGGGCAUGGCGACCCUUCCUUGACUCCUGGUCUGAACUCACCGGCCCGCUGUCAGAAUGGAGAGAGGAUGGAGCGCUACUCCAGGAAAGUCUUUGUGGGAGGCCUUCCUCCUGACAUCGAUGAAGAUGAAAUCACCAACAGCUUCCGGCGCUACGGGCACCUGGUGGUGGACUGGCCCCACAAAGCCGAGAGCAAGUCCUACUUCCCACCUAAAGGCUAUGCCUUCCUACUGUUCCAGGAGGAGAGCUCUGUUCAGGCUCUGAUCGACGCCUGCAUCGAGGAAGACGGCAAGCUUUACCUCUGUGUUUCCAGUCCCACCAUCAAAGACAAACCAGUCCAGAUCCGUCCCUGGAACCUGAGCGACAGUGAUUUCGUCAUGGACGGCUCCCAGCCUUUGGACCCCCGCAAGACCAUCUUUGUUGGAGGUGUGCCCCGACCUCUGCGUGCAGUGGAGCUGGCUAUGAUAAUGGACCGACUGUACGGGGGGGUUUGUUACGCCGGCAUCGACACAGACCCUGAGCUCAAAUAUCCAAAGGGAGCCGGCCGCGUUGCCUUCUCGAAUCAGCAGAGCUACAUCGCUGCAAUCAGCGCCCGCUUUGUUCAACUGCAGCACAACGACAUCGACAAGAGGGUGGAGGUGAAGCCGUAUGUCCUGGAUGACCAGAUGUGUGAUGAAUGCCAGGGGGCACGCUGCGGGGGCAAGUUCGCCCCCUUUUUUUGUGCCAAUGUCACCUGUCUGCAGUACUACUGCGAGUACUGCUGGGCCAGCAUCCACUCACGUGCCGGUCGAGAGUUCCACAAGCCGCUGGUGAAGGAGGGCGGCGACCGCCCCCGACAUGUGUCGUUCCGCUGGAGCUGAGAGGGGAGGGUCUGGGGGGGUCUGCCCUACCCCGGUGGGACGACAGCCACUGGAGUUUUAGAAGCAUUAAAAAAGAAAGCUCCUGCUGCCCAGAACCAGCUCAGCCACCCCCCUCGCAACGCCCUCUGCCCCCCACCCCCGUGUGAAGACAAACAUAAAACGGAUACCAUCACAUGAACAAGACGGUGUUGAAACCACAUGGCUCUGAGCUCUGGCUUGGGUUCCCCUCUGAAGACGCUUUGUGGGGAAAGGACAUGCAAACUCCUUUAGCUUAGACUUCGCACUUUGGCACAAGAUCUCACUAGAAACACCUGCGGUGAACACCUGUGGCACAGUGAACACCUGCAGGACGGUGAACACCUGUGGCACGGUGAACACCUGUGGCACGGUGAACACCUGUGGCACGGUGAACACCUGUGGCACGGUGAACACCUGCAGGACGGUGAACACCUGACUGCUUUCAGUUCCCUGUUCUGUUGCCUGGUGGCUGUGGUACAUUCUGAUUGACCCCUCCCUUUAUUGAAACAGUGGUGGUCUCAUAUGAAUAUUUAAGAGAAUAUCUUUAUUUUUUGGUUUUGCACCAAUCUAGUUAUAUAUAGUUGAUUUCAAAUGUAUGUAAAAGAAGCAUGCACUUAUUUUCAAAGGCUGUAGUUUUGUUGCCCCUAGUAAAAAAAAAAAAAACUUACCAAAGGUAAAUAAGAUAAAUACUAAUGGAAAAGCAGAAUAGGUGGCAUAAAAAUGUAGCAAAAUGUGACAGCUGUCCAUCAGUAUGGGCCUAUAUAUUGCCCAGAAAAAAGUAACAUUGUUUGGUUCCGGAUUUUGACUCUGAAGAUAAUACCUCAUGCACACAAUCAAAUUCAUUCACCUUCAAUUUGCAAGUCUUUAUUUUUUGAUAAAAUAUCUGAUUUUUUUUAGUGUUAUGUAAAUGUGAUGCUCCAAAAGCUUUGCUGCUAAAUUCAUGGUAUAAUUGUACCAUAAGUACUUUUUCUGGUUGGGGUGUAAAAUGAUAAAAACCAUUGUAGAGAAACAGACCGCCGAGCUGCCUGACACUCUGGGGGGCCCCGGGGGCCCCUGGGGGCCCGAGGCAAUGACAGCUGACUCUGAUGGUGGGGGUCAGGGUGUGCUGCCUCUAACUGCAUGUUUGUUUUCAAUCAGGUUACUGCAUGCAAUAGUAUCGUACCUACUAUUCAAUUCUGCCCAUGUUUGCACAACACCCUGUAGCUGAACCUGCACCCACUGGCUGACGGGGUUCACAGGGAGGGGAAAAAACAAGUCAAAUGUAGGAUUACCAUUUAAAAACUGUCCAAUAGGUGAAGUACUUUUUUGCAGUGAUUCUUGAUAUAAUUGUGCAUUUUUUCUACCAUAUGUAGUUAGAUCGGAGUAUGCCUAGAACUGUGAUUCGCUUUGACUGUCGUUAAUGUCCGACAUAGAAGUCCUGUGAAACUUCAUAGCUAGUGUCUGCACACGUAUUAUGGUCUGUACACGUCAGUAUACACACACACGCAGACGCCGCACAAACACCAGUCUGAGCUUACAGAGAGGACGUGAGAGAUGCUGGGUUUUUGUUUUGCUGUUACUUGUUUUUAAUGAACUGGAGAGCAGAAAGCAACCAAAGAGCUCUGACUCAUCACAGAGGGGCUGUCGGGAGGCGGGAAAUGAAACGCUAAAGCUACUGAGCCCCGCGCAUGCUCUCACUGGAGGGGGGAUCCUGAACAUGCAGAUGUGCGACCCGGGAGUUAUUUAUUUUUUUCAUUUGUUUUUCCUGCAAAGCUUGAAGUAAUUGCCCUGCUAUAAAGUAGAUGGAAUUAGCAGAAGGAGCAAUCUGGAUAUAGCUGGGGGUAGGGGGUAACAAAGUGACACUGGCUGGGGUUUUGCAUGACUGCAUGUUGAUGUGCCCCCCCCCGGCUGUGAGGUCUGAUGCCGGAGCCCCAAAGUCUCCGUGUUCUUUCACCUUCUUAGUCAUAAACUGUUUUUCCUGCUUUUGUUUGUUUGUUUGUUUUCUAAAUGAAACUUAACAAAAAGUCACAAGAGUCCAAAAAGCAAGAAUUGUGGGUGUUCUUGUGACUUCUUCUUUAACUCUUGCUUUGUUUCCGGUGGUCUCUGUGCACUACACUUGGAACAGUUUAGCAUUCUUCUGACUGACAAGAUUUCUUAAUACCUCAAUUUUGAAAUGGAGAGCAAAUUAUUUUUUAAGUAAGAUUAUUCAGAAGCCUUUAUUAAUUUAAACCUUUCAGAGAUGAUUUACCAAGUGGAUUUAUUUUUCUGCUUUUUUCAGUUCUUUUUUGGAAGGCAUGAACUGAAGGAGCUAGAGCUUUAUAACUAAUAAUCCUGGAGUUAGUGGGAGUUUUCUCUACUUGAUGGCGGUGGAGGCCGGCGCAUGUUUCCACGGGUUCAGAGGAAAUCAAAUAUCAGGUGCUCGGAGUGGAAACGGAACACCUUUUUGUAUAUUUAUAAUCAAUCAUUUAUUAUACAGACCAGAGUUGUGGAAGAUCUUCUGUUUGUUAUUUUUGAAGAGGUUUUUUAUUUCUUAAAGUGUGAGCUCCCUUUGGUUUUGUACACAGCGGCGCUAAAAGCAGCACGGUGACCCUGAUUGGUUGCUCUGAGAGGAAGCAGACGUGGGGGCGUGAGGGCCACAGAGGAGAUGUUUUCUAGACUGGAGACAGAAAAGGGGUUUUUAACCAAUGGUGAGCCCCCCCCACACCCCCCGUGGCCUUCUGUUCAUGCAAGACUUGAAUUAGUCCCGUUUUAAGGCUGACGCCUUGAUCCUUUCUUGUUAUGUGCAAUACUGUUUGUACUGUUUGUAGAAAAGAAGAAAACAAGAAAAAAGAGGCAGAAAUCUUUAUGGCAGAAUUAUUUUCAUUGCAAGCAUUGUGGUUCACUACAAAUCAUUUUCUACUGUGUAUUUACCUACUACUAGUAUCCUCCAGUAGUGAUGUAGCCUUUGUACUGAGAAAUUUUUAUUAUUUUUAGGAAGUUUUGCUAAAAGAGAAAAGUAAUUUAAACAUUUGUUGUUUUUUUUAUUUCAUAUUUUUCUUUAUAGAAUUUUUGUCAAACCAUAUGGAGGGGAAAAUUUCCUAACUGGUCAAUGUCUUUAUUUUUAUUUUUUUACUUGGAAUAAAUUAAUUUAAUGAUGCUGGUUCUUUCAAUAAAUCUUGUUUUUCUUCAUCUGCUCACUUUUUUCAUUUUUUGAAGCUGAGACGAGCCUUUGCAAUAUUGUUACAAAAGUGUCUGGUUUGUUAAAGAGCUAAGCUUAAUGCGUUCUCCUUCUGAUGUGGCUUACAUUUGUGUGAAAAUGAUCUAGAAAACAAACAAAAACUCUCAAGAAGCAGGUUGGUGAUGUACAAGUGAUUUGUAAUGUUGUACACAAAUGAAUGGGCAAUAAAUUAAAAAGGCAGAAUGUGGAGCAUCCUUUCA